Molecule: messenger RNA, 1803 nt
Organism: Jatropha curcas
Lineage: Eukaryota; Viridiplantae; Streptophyta; Magnoliopsida; Malpighiales; Euphorbiaceae
Product: MLO protein homolog 1
Biological process (GO): defense response
Cellular component (GO): membrane
Source: RefSeq, a predicted model, not a curated record
AUGGCUGCUGCUCCUGCUGGAGAUAGGUCCCUGCAGGAAACACCCACAUGGGCUUUAGCCCUUGUUUGUGCAGUGUUCGUGAUCAUUUCAAUUCUUAUUGAGCAUGGAAUUCAUUCAUUGGAAAAGUGGUUUCAAAAACGACAUAACAAGGCUAUGACUGAAGCUCUGGAGAAGAUAAAAGCAGAAUUAAUGCUAUUAGGCUUCAUAUCUCUAUUACUUACUGUGGGUACAAAAUAUAUUGCAAAAAUAUGCAUCCCUGCCAAAUAUGGAGACGACAUGCUCCCAUGUAAAACCAACUACGACAAUAACGACGAAGGAGACGGCAAUGACGAUAAUGGAAAUGAUCGCCGGAGAAAGUUACUUUCUCUUGCUGGAAAUGUAGUUUGGCGUCGUGUUUUGGCAGCCGCAGGCGGUGGUGAUGAUUAUUGCAACAAAAAGGAUAAAGUGCCGUUGAUAUCGCAAACAGGAGUGCAUCAACUACACAUAUUUAUAUUUGUCCUCGCCGUUUUUCACGUUCUCUACAGUGUCCUCACUAUGGCACUGGCACAAGCAAAAAUGAAGAAAUGGAAGACUUGGGAAUCAGAAACCUCAUCCUUGGAGUAUCAGUUCACUAAUGAUCCUUCAAGAUUUAGAUUGGCCCAUCAGACUUCCUUUGUGAAACGUCAUUCUGGCAUCUCUACAGCACCUGGGAUCAGAUGGAUUGUUGCAUUCUUUAGGCAAUUUUUUGGUUCGGUGAACAAGGUGGAUUAUUUAACUAUGCGAAAUGGAUUUAUUAACGCACAUUUUGCUCCAAAUAGCAAAUUUGACUUCCACAAAUACAUAAAAAGAUGCAUGGAAGAUGAUUUUAAGGUGGUUGUGGGUAUUAGCAUCCCACUGUGGGUUUUUGCCGUCCUCUUUUUGCUGCUAAAUGUUUACAGAUGGUAUACACUUACCUGGCUGACAAUAGUGCCAUUCAUCAUACUUCUUCUGGUGGGUACUAAACUUGAACUUGUUAUAAUGGAGAUGGCUCAAGAAAUCCAAGCCAGAACUACAGUUGUCAGAGGAGCUCCAGUGGUUGAGCCUAACAACAAGUACUUCUGGUUUAAUCGACCCCAGUGGAUUCUCUUCUUACUUCAUUACACUUUGUUUCAGAAUGCGUUUCAGAUGGCAUUUUUCUUGUGGACAUGGUAUGAGUUUGGGUUGAAAUCUUGCUUCCACGAAAACCUGGCAGCCAUUUUAGUGAGGGUUGGCCUUGGAGUGGCCCUUCAGAUCGUAUGCAGCUAUAUAACCUUCCCUCUCUAUGCACUGGUGACACAAAUGGGUUCGCACAUGAAACAAUCGAUAUUUGAGGAACAAACAGCGAAAGCGCUUAGAAAAUGGCAGAAGGCUGCAAAGCAAAGAAAGAAAGCAAGAAAAGCAGGAACAUGCGGUGGGGGAAAUAGUUCUCCGGGUUUUAUGAGCGGUGAAACGACGCCAAGCCAAGGUGCAUCACCCAUCCAUUUGCUUCACGGCCACAAGUACCGUUCAAGCCAAAGAGACGUUGAAAGUGUCAUAAGCUCUCCAAAAUCUUACCGAUCAGAUACUGACUUCUCCGAGCUAUCGGAAACUGAAGGAUCUUCUCACCAUGGACGUGAAUCAAGAAAACAAGAGGAUCAGGGAAAAAAUGAUCAAGAACCACAGACUAAUGAUUUUUCUUUUGUUAGGAUUUGAAGCAUUAGAAUACAAAAGUAUUAUGCGUUUCCUUUAAUUUUUGUUUUGUUUUGUUUUGUUUUGUUUUGUACAUCAUAUAAAUCUGAUAGACAAAAAAGAACUACUGCGAAUUCA